Molecule: messenger RNA, 3296 nt
Organism: Propithecus coquereli (Coquerel's sifaka)
Lineage: Eukaryota; Metazoa; Chordata; Mammalia; Primates; Indriidae
Gene: BEND7
Product: BEN domain containing 7
Exons: 9
Coding region: 56-1354 (432 amino acids)
Molecular function (GO): DNA binding
Source: RefSeq, a predicted model, not a curated record
CGCCGCCUCAGCCCCGCCGCCGCAGCCCCCGCCGCCGCCGCCGCCUUCCCGCACCAUGGAGUUCUCCGAGAGGAAAAGAAGCAGGAAAUCCCAGAGCUUCAAACUGGUGAGCCGAGAUUAUCACCAUGAGGUAUAUAAGGUCUCAGAAUUCAGCAACGAUGUUAAUGGGGAAGCCAAAGAGACACAACCCAUUUUUUUAGGAGAUGAAAGCAUGGAAAUUAAAAAACAAAUUACAGGAAUGAGAAGAUUGCUGAAUGACAGUGCUGGGAGGAUAUAUCAGCGAGUUGGUAAAGAAGGAGAGAAAUUAAAAGAAGAGCCCCAGGACGUGGACUUAGUCUGGCCCCCGCGUCUGAACUCGUCCACUGAGGCCCCACCGAGCCUCCACCCGUCUACACGUAGUGCGUGGAAUGAGCUACCGCCCCAAAGCGGGCAGUUCUCAGGGCAGUACGGCACCCGUUCUAGAACCUUCCAGAGCCAGCCCCACCCCUCUGCGAGCUCCAACGGAGAACUUCCAGCGGUGAAUUCAUCAGUUGGAUCCAACUGCUGCACUUGUAACUGCCAGUCAACGUUGCAGGCCAUUCUCCAAGAACUCAAGACCAUGAGGAAAUUAAUGCAAAUUCAAGCAGUUGGAACUCAAAACAGACAACAACCCCCAAUUUCCCUUAUAUGCUCCCAGCGAACUGCUGUCUCACGCAAGAGAAAUAAAAAGAAAAAAGUUCUCCCAAAGACUGUUGAACCUCUUACUGUGAAACAGAAGCCCAGUGCGUCAGAAAUGGAGAGGAAGACGGCUGUGGCCUCGGAGCAGUCUGGUGUCCAAGCAGCCGAGCGUGCCUCCACGGAGGACAGCCACGUUGUGGGAUUCGGCAUUGUUCUGGAAUCACCUUCCUCAGAUCCAGAAGUGCAACUUGCUGAAGGCUUUGAUGUGUUUAUGCCUAAAUCUCAGCUGGACUCUAUAUUGUCAAACUACACUCGCUCAGGAAGCCUUCUGUUUAGAAAACUGGUGUGUGCAUUUUUUGAUGACAAGACUUUGGCUAACUCCUUACCCAAUGGGAAGAGGAAAAGAGGACUCAAUGACAACCGGAAAGGACUAGACCAAAAUAUUGUGGGUGCAAUAAAAGUCUUCACAGAAAAGUACUGUACAGCUAACCAUGUGGAUAAACUUCCUGGCCCCAGAGACUGGGUGCAGAUUCUACAGGAUCAAAUUAAACUGGCCAGAAGAAGGUUAAAAAGAGGCUCAGCAGAGGUAGCUGACGGUGAUGAAAGACUGGACGGAGUUUCUCUACCACCAACAGGUAAUAUAUUUGACACCAGGAGAGAAAACACGGAGGACACAGAACCAGGUUUCAUUGCCUAGACUUCCCUUUUAGUGACAUUGUUCGGUAGCACAUUCGGUAGACUCUUCCGUUUGAGUCUCCUCAAAGAUCCACGUAGCAUUUCAGGUUCCUGCACAAUGUGGGUGUUCUGUGAAGCUGGCCUGUCACGUUUGAACAGUUCCAUGUACUUUCUCUGUGAUAUGUGAUAAUCAAGCCUCCAAUUUGGGAUAAAGUCUUUAAAAAUCAUUUUCGGAGUUGAUUUGUUAUCCUUUAAAAGUCCAGCAUACGAUCCAGUUAGUUCAUUGCCCGUUCUGAAGAAGCGGUUCUCUCUUCCCUGUUUUUAUCCAAAACCUCAACGUGCAUAUAUAGAGCCUUAAAGCAUAUUUAUUUUAGUAUAAAUUGCUUAAUGUGGUAUAUAAAGGAGCAUGGCUCUUGUCUGUGCCGAGAGAGCAGUUGUGAAGGCCAAAGUUAAUCAGCCUUUCAUCAGCUUAGAAGAUGAGAACGUUGUUCUGGAAGACAGGAGAGCUCUGACCUGUGAGAUGAAAUGAUUUAUGACGUCAGUGCCCCCCAAAAUAGCCAUUUGUAACCGAGUCAGUGUAAAUGACAUGAAUUUUUAGGAAAGAGAAUACUUUCACCUAAGUUGCAGCAAUGCAAGGACAAAUUAAUUAAAAGAUAAAAAACUCAGCAUAAUCAGUUAUCUACAUGAUACCCGACUACCAUUUUAACAGAUGGUUUCAACUGAGUGGGCCAGGGUUUUGGUAUUGUGUGACGACUGGCCACAAAUGUCCUUAAUAUUAUAUAGUUUAUUUGGUUCCUAGUACACUCGCCCUCUACUUGCAUAAAACCAACAUAUGAAAAUCUGGAUUUAUUUUAAAGCUAUAUCUUGGCGUGUGGAUAUUUGUUUUACAGAAAUAUUUACCUCCAGAUUUUUUUCUCUAGGAAGAUGGUAUAUUUAAAAUACUGUUUUAUUUAGAAAUACUGUAUUCACACCUCAUUUAUUGUAUAAAGCAAACUGCCUUGAAUGUUUGACACUUUCCCCAAAGGCCAAAAAUUGGCAUGAAAGAAAUUUGGACUGUAGAGCCACCGGGCCCAGGGUUCAGGACUGCUAUGCUGGCGGUUUAACACCUUCCCCUAGCUCUGAUUUCAUCAAAGCACAGAAUGUUAGAGAUCAGAGUUACUGUGGAGGCCACUCAGUCCCACCCCUCAGGUGGGGAGGCUGAGGAAGAGUGAGGGUACUUGGUUGCCUGGGGCCACUUAACCCAUCAGUGGCCACCCCGGGUAGAAUCCGAAUUUCCUUACUACCCUGUCCAAGGUACUGAGAAACUAAACCCAGAGAGAGAGAGGGGGGCGCUCUAGGAUAAAUCAGUAUUCCACUAAAGACCAGCUAAUCAACUGAAGAUGAGGCCAGGCACCUCUGUAGGGUGACAAAAAGCUGGUUUGGGGUGUGGCCUGUGGCAACAGUCUAACUGCUAGACAAGUCACAUCUCCUAUGUGUGUGUCUUUUAUUUUUCUCCUUUUUGAAGCUAUAAGGAAGGUUCAGAGAAAUUAUUUCCAUCAUACCUUUUAGUUAGCCUUUUCUAUCUCUGGCCAGGAAGUAAUCCUUCCCCGAAACCAGUCCCUUUGUUUCAUCAAGUGGCCUGGAGGAAGCACUGCGAGCCAGGGCUUUUGUUUCUUUGCAGCAUAUGUUUUAAAAUUUGUCUUCUGCCUCCCAGAAGGAAGCCAUUUCUCAAGGGAAUAGAAAAGAUUAAUUAGUGACCUUUCACUCUAUUAAAAUAGGAUGACUAUGUUGCUAGUAAAGUUAAAAACAUUUACCUACAGCUGUGGGUCUGUUAAAUAUGCACCACCAACCUUCAAAAGCACUUCCUUCCAAGACUGGGCCACAGCUUGGAGCUGUCACUAGUUGAGGAGGGGUGGGGGCUGUUUAGCUCGCAGACGUGUGCAAUGGAAAUACAUAUCAAUGGAAAUACACACUGGAAAUACAUA